CCUCAGCCUGCUGCUCCGCCUGCGCCUCCUGCUCCCGGCGCUCGGCCCCAGCACGCCGGCUCCCGAGCGGCCAUGGGCGGCGCGGGGUCCGCAGUGUAGAGUCCGCCCGUCCCGGACCCGCGUCCCGCACCCUGACGGUCCCGAGCCAUGGGGGUGUUGAUGUCCAAGAGGCAGACAGUGGAACAGGUGCAGAAGGUGAGCCUGGCUGUGUCUGCCUUCAAAGAUGGGCUACGGGACAGGCCUUCUAUCCGACGCACUGGUGAGCUUCCAGGGUCCCGCCGUGGCACUGUAGAGGGCUCUGUCCAAGAGGUACAGGAGGAGAAAGAAGCAGAGGCAAGUACCCCAGUGCUCCAAGAAGAGAGCAGUGUCAACCGCGCAGCCUGGGAGAGGCUCCGAGAUGGGCGUGGAGUGGAGCCAGAGGAGUUUGACAGGACUAAUCGUUUCACACCCCCUGCCUUCAUCCGCCCCACCCGAAAGCUGGAUGAUGACAAGCCUCCUGAUAUCUGCUUGGAGCCUAGAGAACUUGUUGUCAACGAUGAGAUGUGUGAUGUCUGUGAGGUCUGGACAGCUGAGAGCCUCUUCCCGUGUAGGAUCUGCACCAGGGUUUUCCAUGAUGGCUGCCUGCGCCGCAUGGGCUACAUCCAAGGAGAUAGUGCAGCAGAGGUGACCGAGACAGCCCACACAGAAACCGGCUGGAGCUGCCACUACUGUGAUAAUCUCAACUUGCUGCUAACUGAGGAGGAGAUGUACAGCCUCACAGAGACCUUUCAGCAGUGUAAAGUUAUUCCUGAUUGCUCCCUGACACUGGAGGACUUCCUGCGCUACCGCCACCAAGCAGCAAAGCGGGGGGACAGUGACAGGGCUCUAAGCGAGGAGCAAGAAGAGCAGGCAGCCCGCCAGUUUGCAGCCCUGGACCCUGAACAUCGAGGACACAUAGAGUGGCCUGACUUCUUGUCCCAUGAGUCCCUCCUACUUCUGCAGCAGUUGCGUCCCCAGAACUCUCUGUUAAGACUUCUGACAGUCAAGGAGAGGGAACGAGCCCGGACCACUUUCCUGGCCCGGGGCAGUGGGAACACUAUCAGUGAGGCAGAGUGCCGUGGAGCCCAGCACUCUUGGUUCUGCAAACGCCUUACAGAGGUUCCUUCCUGCAAUGUCAGCAUCAGCCAUGUGGGUCCCAUAGCAGACAGCAGUCCAGCCAGCAGUAGCAGCAAGAGUCAGGACAAGGCUCUGCUGCCCACAGAGCAGGAGUCCAGAUUUGUGGACUGGCCUACCUUCCUGCGGGAGAAUGUUGUCUACAUCUUGGCUGCUCGCCCCAACAGUGCAGCAAUUCAUCUGAAACCCCCAGGAUAGCAUGGAGCAGAGAAGCUCAGUUCGGGGACAGUGAUGUUUCUCCCUCCUCUCCUUUUUCUCUUUCCCUCUUUCCCCCACCAUCCUCUGGUACUGAGACUUACGGGAAUGGAGCACUGCCAGCAUCGCAGUUUGCCAUUAAGCUUUAUGGAACUGAAAUCACUGCUCCCCUCACAACAGAGGCAGUAAAUGCAUUGCUGCAGGGAAAAGCCCUGGGAGCUGUGGCGGUAUCCACUCCUGGACCCAUCCUCUGCCCUCACAUCAUAAGACUGGACCUGCCACUGAACACAUAUGUGUGCACAUUCACACAUGCCUAGCUGUCCAUGCCUUCAGAGACCUGGUUCUUCUUGAUUGAAAAAGGAUCAAAGUUCCUUUGUGAAGCUCCUGGUAUGGAUGAGAGGGGUCUCUAUUCACUCCUAUUGGCCAGUUCUGAUUUCUAGAAGACAAGUCUCUGGCCAAGUGAUUUUUAAAUAGGGCAUAUCAGUCUCACAUGCUGUCCUGGAGAUGCUGAUAGGCUCCCUCUUCCUCAAUUGAAAAUCCCUUCUGUGGUGAGCCACUAUCCUGGUAGGUAUGUGCUAUGUCCCUUAGGUAUGUUGAACUGGGAAAAUUUUUGAAAACCACCACUGCACUUCAGCCCGUUGUUUAUUUAAAUCCUUAUUCCUAGUGACAGAGAAGGCAUCUAGCCCCUCCUAGGAACCCAGAAUUCUAGGAAUCUCUCAACCAAGUCUUUCAAGUCCAAAAGUCUUUAGCAGAAGAGUCAAAAAACCAAGAUGAGCCAUCCUGGCCCCUGUUUUACAGAUGGGAACACAUGGCCCAGAGCCCAUGGGCCUGAAUGGAACAAGUAUGAUGGCAGGAGUCACAAUCCUCUGUAUUAGAUGCUUGACCCAAGUCACAGAGACCUGAAGCCUGAUAUCCAAUGAAGACCAGUUUAGGAUGGAAAAAGAGAGGAGAAGCCUCAUGAUAUUCCAUCUUUCCACCUCAGCCCAAAUGUAGAUCUAGAAGAGUGUGCCAUUGUAUGGAGAACAAGAGCCAGCCUCUUCCAUAGCACCACUGACAAGCUGGAGCCAAGAAGAGGAUUUGCAUCUCAGCGCUCGCGCGCGCUCUCUCUCUCUCUCUCUCUCUCUCUCUCCUUCUCUCUCCCCUUCUCUCUCCCACCCUCCCUCCUCAGCUCUUCAGCAGAAGUCCCAGCAAAACCUCACAGGAGGUUCAUCCUCCCCAUCACUGAGAUACGGCCUGAGUUGCUGCUUCUCCCUGCUACUCACUACAUGUCUUUCGCCACCAAGCCUGGGUCUUAAGUCCCAGCUGUCCCCCUUAAGUUCUUAAGUCACUGCAUGUUGUAGGUCAGCUCUGGCCCUGGAGUCCAGGUUCUGUUUCCAAUCUGAAUAUUAGAGAGGGGAUUGGCUCCAUCAUGUUGAAACUAACAUAUCCCCAUUGCUCAAGGCACUUGUAUUAAAUUGUGUGCUUACAGAAGUAGCAUACAGCUCAGUGUUGAGAUGCUCAGAGGAACGUGGGGAGCUACAACCAAGGUUAUGGUAACAACAUUAUAUGGUCACCUUCUGUAGAAACUGCUUGACCUAGAACAGGUUGUGAAGCUUCGGGGGUUGGUUUAUUCAGGACUGAAAUGAAGCAGACAGAAAAUGAAUCUGGGUUCAUGGGUAUGGCCCUGAACAUUUUAAAACCCACAGCUUUUUAAAAAUACUGCUUAGCCAUACUCCCAAGACUGAUCAUUAAGAGGGGCCAUUGUUCAGUUUAGCCAGAAAGGAAAAAAAAAAAAGAGAGAGAGAGAGAAAGCACAUGACUCUUGGGUCCAAGGACUGACUGCCUCUGAAGCAGCCAGACCUAGGGUUUUGCAAUGAAAAAGAUUAAAGCACAUUCAGCACAGGGGCUCUUGCUUAUUCUUCUGGUAAAUCACCUUGUAUGCCAAUGGCCUUGGGCUGCUGGAUCUCACAGGGCAUUUUGAGUAGAGACAAGCUCUGGGCUCUGAGAGCGGAACACCUUUUUUCUCCUGCCUCAUCAUCAGUCAUAGGGAGUGAACUAUAUCUUCCUGUGCCCUGAUCCUUCACAGACAAAGUGAUGCCUACCUCUCUGGAGCUGCAGCUUUUAGCUUUCUGUAGAUGAGUGGUAAAAGACCAUGCAUGGCCAGAUCGGGCUGGCUGCAUCUCAGGGCCUGGCAAAGCAGGAUUCCUUCCACAGUAGGACCAGGCUCAUUGAGACUAUUCUUCUCCCUAUUCCAAGACAGCAAGUUUCCUUGGUAGGGGCAUGCUGCAGAGGGCCCAGGGAACCCCAGCAUAGAAUUCCCAGUCCACAAAGUCCUAAGAAGCAGAAAAGCAUGGAGAAGCAACUAGCCUUUUCUCCCAUUAGGCAAUUAACUUUUUACCAAUGUAAAGAUUCCCUUGCUCCACCAGAUCAGAGUUGUAGAAGCCCCACCCCAAUCCCCAUCUGGGAUUUUGCUUUGCAGUGUUCUAAUCCAUGGAGAUCAUCUGCAGUACAUAUGAAGCUGUUCAAACUUUUAUAAACUUAGUGAAGCCCAUUCCCUUUCCUUUGCAUCAAACCUUUCCAUCACUGUGACUAUCUGAAAUUCUGCCAAGUACAAAAAUUAGUGUCUGACUCUUAAGGUUUGAGAAAAUGUUCUAGUCAUUUCUUCUUGGCUGCCCAAAAUUGAGAUCAGUGCUUUUUACAAACACCACCCACUCCACCCACUAUCAACAGAGGUUAGGGGUUGCUCCUCUGACAUCGCCUUGCCCUAAGCCUAUUUUUUACCCAACACUCCUCUUCCCUAUGCUCAGAUUUAAAGGCAGAGGCAUCUGGAUGACACAGUGGAGCUGCAGUGAUAGAAGGUAAGUAAGGCAGUAAGCUGUGGCCAUACCAUAUAACAUCCAGAUCUGAUUUGUGGCUUCCUCACCUGAGACCAGCCUUCCUCAACAGAGGAAGGCUCUGUGGUUUUGAACAAUGGUCCCCUUUGGAUCCCAGAGAUGGAGCAGACCCCUCCUCUAGGUACUGACCCACUCUCAAGUGCUUUUCUUCCUAUGAGAAUAGCCAAAUCUAUGAGCAUAUUGCCUCUUCUCACCUCUAGCCCAAGUGACUGGGCCUACAGGGCAGAUAAGCCUUUUUGGCCCUGGUGCUCCCUAUGGGAUGUCACCCUGACCUUAUUUGAGUGGCCAGAUCUAGCAGUUCCCCCAUUCCUAUCACUAACAUUGGAGGCACAAAAUCAUACUGCCUGGGAAGAAGGCACCUCUCUGGAGAGUAAGCCCAGGAUUGUGCCUAGGCCUCUUAGUCCGAAGCACAACCUCAACAAUUGCCGGUCUCAUGACUUCAGUAAGAGCAGUGCAAGGAAGCCCUAAAGGCAAGAGGGAAGCUCAGCAGAAGCUGUCUGGUAGGGCCUCAGGCUAGUUAUGACCACCUCAGAGUCCAGAAUAACCUCCAGGCAUGACUGGUAGCAGGCUCUUAGUGAUCCUACAAGCAUGACCCUUUCAAACUAGCAGAAUUUGAUAUAAGGAAGGUAUAUAUUUGGCACUGAAAGAAUAACGUCCUGGCAGCAUUUGUAACCAUAACCCCUUUUUACUCCUCAAUCUAAGAGUAAUAAAAUUGCUUCUUUCCCUAUACCACUUAAUUUGAAUUUGCCCAGGAUCCUUUUCUGGGGCCCUGACUGCAGCUUAGAUAACAGAUCUGGAUGGAGGAUGGGAAAUACUAUAUUGUGCCUACUCCCUGUAGCUCAGUCCUGGAAUGUGGUAGGACUGGGCAUUUCCCCUGCUGCCACUGCUCUUGGCAACCUUGAAAGAAAAACAGGUGACAGAAUUUCUAAUAGACCCAACUAGCACUAAGGAAAACCUUUCCUCUGAGCCACAUGUCCUGAUGACCCAAUUUGUGGACAAUGUGUCACAUCUGGUCUGGGCCAGUAACUAAGAAGCCCAAUCACAUUCCAGCUUGUAUAGCACAGGUUGGCAUGACCAUAAGUGAGAACAUCAUGUUAUAAGCAGCAAGGCCUUUCCAUAACCAUGUGAAACAAAGGUCUUUAAGUUUACCCUCCUUUAAGAGAUGGCCUGUGAUCUAUCUUCUAGCCAAAUACAGGCUUGUGAGGGGGUUCCUGAGAACACAUAACUGGAGGAUCCAAUGCCCUCUGGUCCCUUAUACCCUUCCUAUGUUCUUUUCUGCAGAAGGUAACUUGACAGUAAGCCGAGGGGAAUAUCCCCAAGCCCUGGCUUCCCACCAGUACAGCUGCAUGCUCCUCCCCAUGGCUCAGCCCUCACUCCUGAAGGAGCUGAUGCUCCCAGAGGCUGGGCACAGUGGAAAUCAUAAUAAAGAGAUUGUGAUGCUAUUUUGGCUUCCUGCUUCCUGUUAUUCAGGCACCUGCUGAGUUUCUUGUUUCCCUAUCAUUAGCCAAUUCCUGAGUCUAAGGAGCUACUGUGGCCUCCAGGAAGAAUACAAUAUGCUAUGGCUCUCUUUCUGGAGCUUUCCUGGUGCUGACCUUCCCAAGAAUCAAGUGAUGGGUUGGGAGGAGGCAGGGGCUCCACCAUGGACACAGGGAAAAUGAAAGCACAGAAGAGAAGCCAGAAUUUUCUAAGAAACUGAGGAAUAGUUAAGGCCUCCAAGCCUAUCUGCAGUGUAUUCCACCACUACCACCAAGGGCCAGUUUUAGACACAUUUCUCUUCCCAGUUCCUGCUGGGUGACAAAGGAAGCUAGCUGUCUGUUUUCUCCUCGUCUUCUGAGUCCUUCUUGGUAGAAGAUUUUCUCCCCAUUUUUGCAGUGUUUUAAUGUGAUAUGAUAGAGUUGGGUAAACUAAGGUCAAGAGAAGCUUUCAAGGACGCCUGGGUGGCUCAGCGGCUGAGCGUCUGCUUUUGGCUUAGGGCGUGGUCCUGGGGUCCAGGAUCCCUCAGGGAUCAAGUCCCACAUUGGGCUCCCUGCAGGGAGCCCACUUCUGCCUCUGCCUAUGCCUCUGCCUCUGUCUCUCAUGAAUAAAUAAAUCUUUUUUAAAAGAGAGAGAAGCUUUCAGAGGACUGUGAAGUCUCAUUUCUUUUACCUGAUAACAGAGCCAGUACCUAUAGGCAAAGAAAGCAUCUCUAGAGUGUGGAUCAGAGGCAUAUACUUUUACCUCUAAACUGUAGGGGCCCCAAAUACAAAUCAUUGCUAAUAUUUUUGAGCACUUACUAUGCACUGGGCAGUUCUAAAUGCUUUAUAUAAAAUCAUCUUCAAAACAACCCUGAGGUUUGUAUUACAGAUGAGAAAAGUGAAGAACAGAGGCUGAGAGUUUCUCGAGGCUACACAGUCCUAUAGGAAGCAGGGGAACCAGGUAGACUGCCUUCAGUGCCCAUGUUCUUAACCACUUUAUUGUGCUGCCUGUCAGGGACAUCUCAAGGAAACAGCUACUGUGUGGUCUAGCAUAUCCUCUUUCCACCCUGGGAACAGGCACAUAAGCAACUAGUCCUGUAGCCAUGUCACAGGAUUUCUUACAACCUACACAACUCGGGAUCCCUGGGUGGCGCAGCGGUUUGGCGCCUGCCUUUGGCCCAGGGCGCGAUCCUGGAGACCCGGGAUCGAAUCCCAUG
Molecule: messenger RNA, 6891 nt
Organism: Nyctereutes procyonoides (raccoon dog)
Lineage: Eukaryota; Metazoa; Chordata; Mammalia; Carnivora; Canidae
Gene: PHF24
Product: PHD finger protein 24
Exons: 8
Coding region: 148-1350 (400 amino acids)
Source: RefSeq, a predicted model, not a curated record